Aureobasidium namibiae CBS 147.97 is the source of this 453-nucleotide messenger RNA. RefSeq lists its product as uncharacterized. The transcript has a single exon. Bases 1 to 453 code for a protein of 150 amino acids. The record is from RefSeq and is a predicted model, not a curated record. Gene Ontology annotation, molecular function: metal ion binding. Lineage: Eukaryota; Fungi; Ascomycota; Dothideomycetes; Dothideales; Saccotheciaceae.
AUGUGGCGCAGAAACAACAGACCUACCUGUCGUAUGUGGCAGAUGGGUCGCUGCCCCCUGAACAGCAUCCAGUGCGAGUUCCGUCAUGUCGAUCCUUCUGGUUCGACUGCGCAGCCUAUGUUGCAAGAAGCUUUUGUCCCUCAGCCUCGCACCCCAGAUCGCAAUGGCGACCACAACAUACAUAGAGAGAGACAGCUUAUGCUUGCCGAAGGCUUUGCUGUUCAGUCGCCUGGUUCCCCUGAUGACUCUGGCAGUCAAACGGUUCGCAGGAACAGGCAGCCAUUGCAGGAGAUUGUUCUUCCUGCUUCUCUGACCGAGGCUGUCAGUUUGGAUGAUGUCCAUGAAGAGGUUGACCAGAGCACUUGGGGAAGUCCGAGAAGUAGUCCUCGGCGUUGGGCUACUGGAGAGAUGCAGCCCAGGGCAUUUGGUAAGUUGUCUUUGUUGACUGGAUAA